GAGAAAGAGUGGAGCAACCAGUCACCACAGGACUGUGGAAUGCUGCACCUGGGUGUCUUCUUCGUAACAUGGAGGUUGGACUGGGCAGUCCCUUCUAGCUCUGACUUCUCUCAGAUUGGGAUUACAGGAUUCUGGGAAACCAAAGCUCUGCCUGUUGGAAAGUAUAGGGUUCUAGAGCCACUAUGUAGGGCUCUCUGGAUUGGCCUUGGACAGGGAAGAGUGGGCAUUCCAGGCAAGCCAAACGGCAUGAGCAUAAAGGCUUUGGGGCAGGCUGGGGUAGAUUCUGAUGGGGACUGAAUUGAGGCGCUCCACAGGCCCUUCUUGCUCAAGAGAGCCUGUCUCUCCUCCUGUCUGCCACCUACCAUAGCAGUCCUGUACAGGGCAGAGCCCAGAGAUGACCAGACUCCUGUACUCAGCUGCCCAUUCAGCAUUUCCACUAGUAUGUCUAAUGCCAGACCCUUCAUGUUCAUCCACAUCUGAAUCAUCACCCCGUUCUUGCUUCCUCCAUCUCCCUCAUCCCUGGUCACAUCAGCUGUCCCUACAGCUGCUCUGUCACCUUGACUCUCUCUCUCUCUCAGCCCCAGAUCCAAGCUACCAGAAAGUUCUCUGACUCCACCUUCCAAACAUGCUCAGAAUCCACCCACUUCUCACCAUCUCCACUGUCACCAUCCUGAUCUGUGCUACCAUCGUCACCUCCUGGGACUGUUGCAGUAGCUUCCUCGCUAGUCCUCUGUUUCUGCCCUCACCUUCCUAGAGUCUGUCCCUUCACAGCAACCAGUGGGAUCUUUUGAGUCCAUGUCCCCUGCCACUCCCAGAUAUGCCCGUCACUGGGGUAAAACUAUGCUCCCAGAAGAAAAUCAGAGACCACAGUCCCAGUGGGAUCAGCAAAGGUUGUGUGACCGAUGCCAGUUUCAGGGGGGACCAGAGGGCUGAGGCCUGAAUUCAAGGCCUCAAGAGACGGGGGAAGGAGCAGAGACCUACCGUGGCUGAGGCCCCACAAACCCCAAUGCCCUCUAGAGAACACAUCCCCACCAGGGCUAUGCCAGCAUGUGCAGGCACGCCACAUGCUGAAUGGUGUAAUUCUGCAUAUGGGACAUGUGUGCAGACACACACACACACACACACACACUCAUGUUCCUGGCACCAAUGUGUGUGUAGUUGUGCAUGCACCAUGAUCAGAGCUGGGGUCUAGUUGUGGGGUCCUUUGGGGCAUGUCCCAGCCAAUGACUGCUCUCACCAGAGAGGAUGUCGUCAUGGUUCAGGUGGUUGAGUAUUUGCACGCCACCAGCUCAUGUAUAACUGUCUUCCCGAUGUCUCCACAGCCUGACCUUGGACAAGGACCCGAUGCCCAACCCCAGGCCAACCAAGCCCUUGGCCCCGUCCUUGGUGCUCAGCCCAUCCCCAGGAGUCUCGUCCAGCUGGAGGGCUGCACCCAAGACCUCAGACCUGCUGGGGGCCAAGGGCCCGGGGGCAACCUUCCAGGGACGGGACCUCCGAGGUGGGGCCCAUGCCUCCUCCUCCUUCUUGAACCCCAUGCCACCAUCACAGCUGCAGGUGCCCGCAGUGCCCCUAGUCAUGGUGACACCUUCUGGAACACGGCUGGGUCCUUCGCCCCACUUGCAGGCACUCCUCCAAGACAGGCCACACUUCAUGCACCAGCUCUCAACAGUGGAUGCCCAUGCCCGGACCCCCGUGCUGCAGGUGCACCCACUGGACAGACCAGCUAUGAUCAGCCUCCCACCACCCACUGCUGCCACUGGGGUCUUCUCUCUCAAGGCCCGGCCUGGCCUGCCACCUGGGAUCAACAUGACCAGCCUGGAGUGGGUGUCCAGGGAGCCGACACUGCUCUGCACCUUCCCAAGCCCUGGUGCACCCAGGAAAGACAGCACCCUCUCGACCGUGCCCCAGGGCUCCUACUCACUGCUGGCAAAUGGCGUCUGCAAGUGGCCCGGAUGUGAGAAGGUCUUUGAGGAGCCAGAGGACUUCCUCAAGCACUGCCAGGCGGACCAUCUCCUGGAUGAGAAGGGCAGGGCGCAGUGUCUCCUCCAGAGGGAGGUGGUGCAGUCUCUGGAGCAGCAGCUGGUGCUGGAGAAGGAGAAGCUGGGUGCUAUGCAGGCCCACUUGGCCGGGAAGAUGGCCCUGACCAAGCCUCCACCCGUGGUGUCAUCUGACAAGGGCUCCUGCUGCAUUGUAGCCGCUGGCACCCCCGGUGCCACCGUCCCGCCCUGGCCCAGCCCCCAGGAGGGCCCCAAUGGCCUGUUUGCCGUGCGGAGGCACCUCUGGGGCAGCCACGGACAUAGCACAUUCCCAGAGUUCUUCCACAACAUGGACUACUUCAAGUUCCAUAACAUGCGGCCCCCGUUCACCUAUGCCACUCUCAUCCGCUGGGCCAUCCUGGAGGCUCCCGAGAAGCAGCGGACACUCAGUGAGAUCUACCACUGGUUCAUUCGCAUGUUCGCCUUCUUCAGAAACCACCCCACCACCUGGAAGAACGCCAUCCGCCACAACCUGAGCCUGCACAAGUGCUUCGUGCGGGUGGAGAGCGAGAAGGGGGCCGUGUGGACCGUGGACGAGUUUGAGUUCCGCAAGAAGAGGAGCCAGAAGCCCAGCAGGCGCUUCAACCCCCUAGCCGACCCCUGACUGCACAGCCAAGGAAGGGAAGGACAGGGGCCGAGAUGGGGGGCAUAGUGGCAGGGGGUGGGGGUGACAGGCCUGGACAUCCCCACGGCGACCAGGAAGUGUGUGCACUGUCUUGCCUGCCAGGGACCCUACUACCAAGCUGACUACCCCCUGGGUCAUAUGCUCUGCACCAAGGCUGCUCAGAGGGACCUCAGCCCCGCACCCCCAUCAGAGCCCCCCACGACAGGCUCUGCAGGAAAACUGAGCCUUCCCAAUUGACCACACACACAACCUGCCUCGGGCACUCACAGGCAACCUAGGGCUGAAAAACAAGUCACAAUCCUGUCCCAAGGACUUCAUACAAAGAGCCUGUCUCAAUACACUCACACAACCUCACAUCUGCAGUCACACAGACAAUCGCACCCAAGUACGCCUGUCAACCCACAUACCCCAGAGCACACCCCCACAGCCAGCCUCUAGGCCCCUA
Messenger RNA from Pipistrellus kuhlii (Kuhl's pipistrelle), 3106 nucleotides. RefSeq names its product forkhead box P3 (gene FOXP3). The transcript has 11 exons. Bases 1345 to 2640 code for a protein of 431 amino acids. Gene Ontology annotation, molecular function: DNA-binding transcription repressor activity, RNA polymerase II-specific; RNA polymerase II cis-regulatory region sequence-specific DNA binding. NCBI's taxonomy places the organism in Eukaryota, Metazoa, Chordata, Mammalia, Chiroptera, Vespertilionidae. Gene Ontology annotation, cellular component: nucleus. The record is from RefSeq and is a predicted model, not a curated record. Gene Ontology annotation, biological process: regulation of transcription by RNA polymerase II.